This is a messenger RNA of Paramuricea clavata, 2257 nucleotides long. Lineage: Eukaryota; Metazoa; Cnidaria; Anthozoa; Malacalcyonacea; Plexauridae. The record is from the annotation of a GenBank genome assembly.
CUUAUAACUUUGCAGAUUAUUGAAGCCACUCCACUUUUGGAAUCUUUUGGAAAUGCAAAAACUGUAAAGAAUGACAACUCAAGUCGGUUUGGAAAAUACCUUGAACUACAUUUUGACAAGUAUGUUAUCUAGUAGAUAAACACGACUUAAUGCUUGUUUAUGCACACUUUCCAAAAUUUGAUUACUCCUGACUAGUGUUUCAGUGAGUUAUCUAAUGUACAGUGAUAUACUGUAUAUAUAGGAAUGUUGGUCAAUAUAGAUGAGUGUAUCUUGUUAACUUACAGAGUUGGAUGUAUUUGUGGUGCUCAGAUCUCAGAAUAUCUGCUGGAACGCUCAAGAAUUGUAGGCCAGGUAAUGCUAAAUGAUAUUAUGUUUUUGUCACACCUGGUUGUGAAUACUCUUAUUCCUAACCCAGAAAAAUUUGGCCAUGUUAACGGGUGACCAUAUUUAUGGAAUCUUAGUAAGGGCAUUAAUAUAAUGGAAAUAAAUAGCCGUGAUAAAGAGAUGCCGUUUUAAAGGGACUGUGAGUCGGGGUUUUACUGAAUUCUCAUGAUAUCCAGAAUUAUGAAUCAAAUGAAACUACUGUUUUAAAAACACUUUAUUAUUGUAAAUAACACCUGAUAUCAGGCCUCGAAUUUCCCUGAAAUCAAUCGACGGCAAUGGCGUUAAAAAUUUCCGUAGAACGUAACAGUUGUCUACGGCAAUUUGGCAGUUUCCAAACACGGCAUUUUUUCAAAUUACUGUAAUAAAAAUUUAAUUUAUUGUUACUUUGGAUUGUUGACAAGCUAGAAACAUGUUUACGUAUUUCUUUAGUGUUUUUUUUUUCGAAGAAAACUGAGACUAAAAUAGUAAUUUACGCAUGAUUUGAUCAACAUCUGAAUUCAAGUAUCAAAAUAGUAAUGCACAGUGAAUAGUAUAAAAGUUACACUAUACGGCCAAAAAUUGCCGUCGUUGCCGCAAUGAUCCACGGCAUUUUGUUAUCCCUCUACGGCAAUUGCCGCGAUAAAAUUCAAGCCCUACAACCUGAUAUCCUUUCAGGCAUACGGUGAGAGGAAUUACCACAUAUUUUACGAAAUGUUGGCUGGACUGCCUCAGGAAGAAAAACAAAAGUAUUCGUUAAAGAAAGCUGAAGAUUAUGCAUAUCUAAAUCAGGUACUUGUACCGACUGCUUAAACAACACCGACAAGAAAGCAUGACUUACGGAGAGAUUAAUCAAAUCUUGAUUUUUUGUAGGGAAAGAGCUGUGUGAUUCAAGGCAAGAAUGACGUGCAGGAUUUCUGUCAUCUGGUUGCAGCAAUGGAAGUUCUUCGAAUUAAGGUGAGAGUAUUAUUUGAUACUGUAAUCAUUUUCAAUAAGGAACAUCCGUAGCCAUUGCUUUCAUUGAACAUCCACCACUCUUAAGCCCUGGAGGUCAAACGAGAGUGGUAAGAGUUGGAUAUUGAAUAGACAUGGUCAUAUUAUUGCUAAUGUUUAUAUUUUUGGUUUUGCAGAAAGACGACCAAGAUGGAAUCUUUGCCAUUUUAUCGACCAUACUUCAUCUAGGAAAUGUCUUGUUUGGAAUUAGACAGGUGAGAUGCAGUUACGAAAUUUGGACAUAAACUAAGUUUAUUUAUUUUGCUUUAUCAGUUCUCCCUAGAGGUCCCGUAAGGAUCAUCUCUCAUUGAUCCAGUGUUACUACAGGACGAAACCUAAACUAAACUAACUUUAUUUAUACUGGAUAGCUCUAUCAGUUCUAAACUGUUCAUCCUAGAGGUCCAGUAAGGAUCAUCUCUUAUUGAUCCAGUGUUACUGCAAAAGAAUGCCUGAACUAAACUACUGUAACUUUAUUUAUAUUGGAUAACUCUGUCAGUUCUAAACUGUUCUUCCUAUCUUUUAUUAUCAAUCUCACUCUCGUUCUAGGUUGAUGGCCAAGAUGCAGCGUUUAUCCAAGGCGACGAAGAAACAAAAAUGGCGUCAGAGCUAUUGGGAUUGAAAGUAAACAACCUUUUGCGGGGUUUAACACAUAAAGUUACGGUAAGAAACGAGUCUAACUGGAUCUAUAUAGGGCUGAACGCAAUUUUGAUUUUUUUUUGGUUUGCUCAUAAUGACAUUUUAAGGACCGUUUUCAAAUAAACUUUUAAAUUAAAGAAGUCAUGAUGUUGUUUUGUGUUUGCAGGAGGCCAGAGGAGAACAAUUUAUGACCCCACGAUCACAGGAACAAGCCUACAAGUCAAGGUUUGGGCAAUGUUUAUAUAGUACAGUAGUAGUUAAACAAUAA